AUGUUCUUGCUUGAUGUACUUGCUGGCUGGCCAGGUUCGGUUCAUGACUCGAGAGUGCUUAGAAAUUCUGGUCUUUACGAAAAUGCUGCAAAUAAAUUCCCAGGAGACUCGUACCUGUUGGGAGAUGGAGGCUAUCCUUUGCUAAGGUUCUAAAAAGAAUUACAUAAUAUUUGUUUUUGGAAGUCUUAGCCUAUUUUGAUCCUCAAUAAACCUUGUGGGUACUAUUGUCUGGUAAAAGAGCCCUAAAAUACUUAUUAUUGAUGCUUUUAUGUCACCCUUAAAUGUGAUAGUUCAUUUGCUUUAACAUGCCACUUUGUUUUUUAGAUGGCUGAUAACUCCACUUAAAAACAAUGGUUAUUUAACCCCCCGUGAAAAAAGAUUCAACACAGCACUUUCAAGUUUACGACAAAUAGUGGAGCGGGCUAUCUCACUCUUAAAAGGUCGAUGGCGUAAACUAAAGUAUCUUGAUCAUCUUGAUUUGGAACUUGCUGUGCAAAUUAUUAUGGCUGCAUGUGUACUCCACAAUUUUUGUCUAUUACAUGAUGAUUUUGAUAACUAUUUCCUACCAGAUGAUGAGGAUGACAAUCAGCAAGAUGAUGAUGAUAACAACAACCAUGAGAUAAAUGAUGGUGCAGCAGUCCAAAAAUGA
Messenger RNA from Paramuricea clavata, 649 nucleotides. The record is from the annotation of a GenBank genome assembly. Lineage: Eukaryota; Metazoa; Cnidaria; Anthozoa; Malacalcyonacea; Plexauridae.